Messenger RNA from Zygosaccharomyces rouxii, 498 nucleotides. RefSeq lists its product as uncharacterized. Bases 1 to 498 code for a protein of 165 amino acids. NCBI's taxonomy places the organism in Eukaryota, Fungi, Ascomycota, Saccharomycetes, Saccharomycetales, Saccharomycetaceae. The record is from RefSeq and is a predicted model, not a curated record. The transcript has a single exon.
AUGAUCCAUAGGAGAAAUCUAACAAACCCACCAACGUAUUUCUCGGGGGGUGGCCCCCUCCGUAAACCAAUCCUUGAAUUUGCCAUGGUCAUCUCUGUAGUGACCUUGUGCUUCUUCGCUGUGGAUAACUAUAGAGUUCGAACAUCGCUAACUCAAGAGUUACAAUCACAGCAGCUAAAAUCAAGGGAACAACAGGAAUUCUUUGCGAGACAAGUCUCUGCUGCCAGAAAGAAAAGAGAAUUACAAGUUCUCAAUGAAAGGAAGUUACAUCAAGUUCGUGAGAUGAAACUAGCUCUCCACAUUGCUAUGCUAAGACAACAAUUGCAAGAUACUGGUAAGGAGCCCAUCUCGGUACAAGAUGUACUACAAGAAUAUCACAAUUCCGUCAAAAUGGAAAAUAGUAUCAGUAACGUAAGUGGCACUUUUCUCUGGCUCCAAUCAUCAGAGUUGAACGCUUAUUUACCUAACGUCCGCGAGUACAACGAGCACGAAAGGUGA